Messenger RNA from Hemisphaericaspora subhashii, 723 nucleotides. RefSeq lists its product as uncharacterized. NCBI's taxonomy places the organism in Eukaryota, Fungi, Ascomycota, Pichiomycetes, Serinales, Debaryomycetaceae. The record is from RefSeq and is a predicted model, not a curated record. The transcript has a single exon. The coding region runs from base 1 to 723 and encodes 240 amino acids. Gene Ontology annotation, biological process: spliceosomal snRNP assembly. Gene Ontology annotation, cellular component: SMN complex; nucleus.
AUGAAUAAUGAUGAAAUUGAACAAUAUACAGGAACAGGAGGACAAUCUCGUGCAUUACCAAUAGACCAAGAUGAUGAAGCUUCUAUGGAAGUACAAAAGUAUUUAUUAUCAGUACGACAAGAAGCAUUAACUGGUCCAUCAAUUACAUAUGUUGAAGCCACAACUACCACAGUGCAAAGUCAGCCUGUCAACACAAAUAAAGAAGAAGACAAACAGAACGUAGAAGAAGGUCACGAGCUUGUAAUAGAUCAAAACUUUAUAGACUGGUCAGAUCAAUUGGUUAAUCAACUCAGAUUGGUGAAACAACAAAUUGAUCCAUCACAAUUAUCAUCACCAAUAGAAGACCCAUAUAUCCCCAAAGAUAACAAUUCAUGGAGGAAAUAUAUGAGUGAGAAUGAACCACCAGGAAUAUCAUAUUUCUAUAACCACUUAGACAAACCAACAAUAUUUAAAUUAAUCAUAUAUAUUACCAAAUGGUUAAGUAUCUCCCCUAAAGAUACAUUAUCUCGAUGGAUUUGGAAAUUGUUUAUAAGAAUAGAUACUCCAUUGCAAGCUGAUGAAUGUUCAAUAAUGAGAGAUUUAUGUAAGAAGGCAAUCAAGAUAAAAACAAAACAGAAUUUGGUGGCUAAUGAUGAAAUAUCUACUAAUAGUUCAUUUACGGUUGAUAUGAUAAUUGUGGUUGUUUCCAAAUAUUAUGGACAAUUGGAUUUAUUCCCUGCAUGA